Molecule: messenger RNA, 5332 nt
Organism: Drosophila virilis
Lineage: Eukaryota; Metazoa; Arthropoda; Insecta; Diptera; Drosophilidae
Source: RefSeq, a predicted model, not a curated record
UAACAGCAUAAACGGAACGAACGAAACAUAUAGCGACAGAGUGAGAAGAGACUGAGCAAGGAGCGCGAGUGUGGAGUGUGGUGAAGCGCUGAGCGCGCGCGCUACGUACGACCAGACCAAAACGAACCAAAAAGCAAGCAACGAGCAAAAGUGAACCAACAAAUUUGACUUUCCGUUUGUUUCCCUUGCGCCUCGCUGCGUCGCUGACAAUUCUCAUAUUUUUUUGUCGGUUGCUUUUUUUUUUUUUUCGGUGGCAAGUUAAGGCAAGAGAAAUUAAUGAAAAAUUAAUAAGGACAAGUGGGGAAGCCAGGCAGCAACAAUAAAACAAAAAAUACAAAAAAGCAACACACACUAAGGCACAGGGCCACAGAGCAAUAACGGCAAGUUUUGGCACACGAUGAUGGAACAAACGUUGCGCAAACAACAAACAACGACAACUCGCAAUCCCAAUCCCAAUCCGAAUCCCAGUACCAAUGCCAACGCAACCGAAGCGCCAAGCAUAUCGGGUGCAUUGGCCAGCAGCAGCUCCUCGUCCUCAUCCUCCACGUCCACCGUCUCGUCGGCCACCUGCUCCGCCAAUGCCAGCAUCGUUGCCAAGCAACGUCCGCCGCCGCUCAAAACGGCAACGACCACCGUCACCACGACCCUGGUUAGCAGCAACGAGGGCGGACAGCCGCUGCCAAUCGGUGCAGCUGGCGGUGCAGCGGUUGGUGCUGCUGGCGGUGCUGCCAGCUAUCGCGGCACUGCUACAUUGACCACGCCCUCAACGCCACGCAUCGAACUGAGCCGCGCCUCCAGUUCGUCCCAUCACGAGGAGGACAGUCGCGAGAGCAGUCCGGAGAACGUGUUCGAGCAGGUCGGCACUGGCACCCUACAGGAAACCAUUGGCCUCGGUUUUCGGGAGGAGGGGGCCUUAGAGUUGCGCAGCUCCACCGAAGAGCUCUUCUUUAUGGAUCCAGAGCAGAAGAAAGAGGAGCAGGAACGCCUGCAGCAACAGCAGCAGCAGCAGCAGCAACAACAACAACAACAGCAGCAGCAACAGGCGAAGCGCACGUCGCCGCACAUCUUCAAGUUCGACGAGCACCAGAGCUAUCUGCAACAGCAUCAGCGCAAGGACUCGGCCAGCUCCGAGGUGGCCGCCCUGCUGUGCAUCUCCGGCCGCACCAGUCGCAUCUCGAGCGUGGGCAGCCAGGGCUCGGCCGUCAGCCGCCUGUCGGCGGUCUCCUGCGUCUCGCGGUCACCGUCGCCGCAUCGCAUGCUGCUGGAGACAUCCUUUUGCGGACCAAAGCCCGUUGAGGGCACGGCAGACGGCGCCGUUAGCACCGGUGGCAGCAAUGCCUCAACAGCGCCCAGCUCCGCCCAGAGCCUGGGCGAGGCGACGCUGGCUGUCGAACAGCUGCUGCUGGCACGCACCAGGCAUGAUCCCACCCAGGCGGUGCUGGCCGAGGGCAUACAGCUGCAGCCGCCCAGCACAGCGGCACGCCGCAACAAGCCCACCAGCCUGGCCAAUGGCAAUGACAGCAUGCCCAGCACCAGCACCAGCACCAACUCAGCCAGGCCCAGCGCCGGCGUCGGAGUCGGCGGUGUCAUGGGCGCCCAACGGCGCAGCACCAAGAGUCCCGGCCAGAUGGUCGUGGGCAAGACGGCAAGCGGCACCGAAUACAUACGCAUCAAUUUGCGUCCGGAUCACAUGUACAGCGACAAGGGCAUUGCGGCUAACGAGCGCGUCGUGGAGGCGCCCAAUCAGCUGGCGCCCGUCUAUUCGAAGAGCUCGCAGUCGCAGUCGAAGCCCGCCUCGCUAAGCCUACAGGGCAGCGGGCUGGACGAGCAUCGUCUAACGCCAACGGCCAGUCCGAAGCCGUCGCGGCAUGUAAUGCGCCUGACCAGUCGCUCACCCUCGCCGGCGGCGCCCGGCUUGGCCUCAGUCUCCCGGAAGAGUUCGUUUAGCUCGCUAUUCCGGCUCGGCAAGGACUCGCCGGAUUCGCCGCGUGAGGCCAGCCGUUCGCGCAGCAAGAGCAAAGAACGUCCAUCGACAGCGAUGGCCCUGACCCACGGCCCCAGCGCCGGCGCCGGCGCCGGACCCGGCACCGGCUCGCAGAAUGUGACGCCCAGCAAACAGAAAUCGGUGCUGGCCAUUUUUAAGCCGGGCAAACGGGGCAGUAGCGCCGGCACCGAUGCCACCAAAAGCUCCAAGAGCUCCUCGCCCAUCGAUUGUGCUGAACCGCCGCCACCGCCGCCGCCAGCGCCCGGCUCCGGCUCCGGCGGACGCAAUCGCACGCCAGCCGGAUCACGGCCCAACAGCCGGCUAAGGUACUAUGAUGAGCCCGUCGAGGGCUACAUACACAUACCGCUGCAUACGCCGCCCGAGGAGCGGGAGGCACGCACUCUACUCCAGGGCAUACAGCAGCUGGUGGCGCCAUCGCCGCCGCCCAUGGAACGGCCGAGAAUCCUUGGUGCCGUCACAUCAGCCACCAUGCCGGCACCAGCUGGUGCCGGUGCGCCCAUCACGGCCAGCCAGCUGGCCGCAGCGGCUGCUGCACUGCGUCCGGUGGGCCAGCGUAAGCCGGAGGUCGCACGGCCACGCGCCGAUCUGGACGCGAUACAAACGCUGCCAUCGCAGGAGGAACUGGAAGCCAGAGAGACGCUGCACUCGGUCAGCGCCGUGUUGAGCGCACGAGCGGCCAAUCUGGGCCAGGUUGCGGAGCACAGAGCCGGAAAUGGUGUGCGCGAAAAUGGACUGGCUGAAAUGCAGCGGCUGCCCUCGGUGGACAGCACGCAGAGCGCCUGCGAGCCGCGUCUGGUGCAGACGGUGGCCACCGUCAAUGCGCCCACGGAGGAUGCCGCCGCCGCCAAGGAGCGGCGGCGUCUGCUGUUCGCAACGAGGCUCGGCUCCGGCAGCCAGGAGCAGCUCUUCUCCACACAGUUCAGCAUCUCGAAGACGGAGAGCCAGUCCAGCCAGCUGUCCGAGCAGGUGCAGCCGCCCGACUCCGGCUCGACGGCCUCCGAUUGCACCACGGACGGACUGCAGCGCCAGGGCACCGUCAUCCGGCGCACGGAUGCCACAGCCCAGCCGACGGCGCCCUCCAGCUCCGAGGAGGAGCAGCCGCCCGCUGCCAUUGUUGUCAGCGCCGCCGUUGUCAUGCGCUCCAAGCACAAGUCCUGCUCCAACUCCGAGGAGGAAGCAGCUCCAGCAACAACAACAACAACUCCGACUCCGACUCCGACUCCGAUUGCACCAGCUGCUGCCCCGGCCGCCGAUGUGCGACAUUCACGCUACCUCGAAAGCUUCGAUGUGCGCAAAAAGUAUCACGAGAACGUGACUGAGAACGUGACUGGGAACGUGACCGGAAGUGUGACGGGAACUGUGCCGCGCAAACCCAAGCGACAGAGCGUGCCGGAAGCGAAGCCAAGCGCCGCCGCAUUGCCAGAGCCAGAGCCGGAACCAGAGCCGGAGCUGAAGACGGAACCGAAGCCGGAGCUAAAGCCUGAGCUGGAGAUGAAGCCCGAGCCGCGGGAGCUGUACGAGCUGGAGGCCUUGUCGCCACCGCCGCCCGGCGAACACUCGGAGCGGCAUUCGACGGACGAGCACGAGCCGAUCGAGUCGUCGGAGAGCGAACGCGACUCGGAUAUGGCGGGCAGCUCGUCGAUGGCGACGGCGGUGCCGAUGGGCGCGGAUGCCAAGCGUCAUCAUUUUCCGCGCAACGUGUGCGUGAUCGAGGAGCACGAGAGCACCGGCCUGGUCUCGCAGGAGUCCUUCGACGACGAGCUGCCGUAUGUGCCAACCACGCUGCCCGAGGAGCGGGCCCAGGGCGUGCCGCUAAUCCCGAUGAAGGAGCGCGCCAACAUGGAGCUCAAAACCUGUCCCGUUGAUCGACCGCGCUCGACCACACCGCUGAAUCCCUCCCAUUUGGAGGAGUACUGCACGGGCAUUAUGACGCCACAGGAGCCGCCGCAUGCUGGCCACGAGCUGGAUCCGGGCUAUGCCGGGCCCGUGCGCGGCGAGAAGCUGCGUAUUAGCCUGCCGCGCAAGGACACGGCCGUCAAGGACAAGGCACAAAGCACAAAGUCACCGCGCCGCAUCUCAAAUGCCAGCGGCAAGUCCUGGUUCGAGUUCGCCGAGGAGGGUCUGCGCGCCAAUCACAAUCUGGAGCGCAAGGAUUCCAACAAACAGCUGCUCCCGGCCACACCACCUGCCCAGGGCCAGGGCCAGUGCCAGAGCCAGAGCCAAGCGCCUAGCAUGCCCGCCAGUCUGGAGGAGCCCAAGCCAAAGGCAUCGACACAGCGCAAGCUCUCCGGCCACUGGAUUGACUUUGAGAACAUACCCGAGAAACGUAAGACGGCCAAGCGCAUCACCACGCUGCCCAAGGAGACAAUAACCACCACAACCACAACGGCCAUAACGAGCGCAUCCUCGGCCUCCGGCUGUGCCAGCGCACAUCGCAGCUCGUCCGGCCAUCCGCAUGCCCAUCAUGGCCACGGCCAUGGCCAUCACCAUCAUCAUCAUCAGCAGCAGCAGCAGCAGCCGCCGCGCCAGGAUGCGGCAUCUGGGGACAAGCUGCACUACAAUUAUGUCAAGCCAGAGGACUGCCAGUGCGAGUGCCACGAGGCGGAGCGUGGCGAAUCCUCAGCAGCCACAGCCACAACAACCACCAACACGGCCGACAAGGACAAGGAUGUUAGCACCGGGACGGGUACGGGCACGGGCACGGGCAGCGAUUCGCUGGCUUCCGUUGAGCUGCUGCAGCAGGGCGAGGAUAUGUUGCCGCUGCUCGAGCCCGAAGCAUCCGCGGAGACCAGAGUCUACACGAAUGAGCCGCUGCCACCGCCAGCCCGUCACGGCAGCAAGAGCACAGGUCAAAGGAUGGAGGAGUUUCCACGUCGCGACGCUGCAUCCAGUUCCAGAAAUCGCAAGUUUCCCGAUAGAAAGGUAGCUAAAAAAUUCGUUCAAUAAGCUAAAGGCCAACAAAAAAAAAAAAAAACAAAAACAAAAACAAAAAGUCCUUGGCUCGGAUAUCCUUAAUGUAUGUACCUCAAGCAGUGCGGUUGUUACAAGCAAAACAAAGUGAAACAAAAAAGAAAAAGUCGAGAAAACAGAAAAAAAAAAACAAAACAAAAGAAGAAAACCCAGAACAAAUUGAACGGACAUCAUCGAUCUUCAGAUGAAACGAGUAUAUCCUUUCGAUUCUAUUAGCUAAAUAUAUAUACACUUACCUACGAUUACUCGAAUGCAUAUACAAAAAAAAAAAACAAAAACAAAAAGACAAACAAAAAAAACAAAAGUAAGCAAAAUAAAUGAUUAUACUUAUAUAGGAUAACUUUUUGAUAGCAGCAA